AUGAACUUGAGCAAAGACCUGAAGAAGUUGAUCGAUAAUGCAGUGAGAACAUACCUGAGAGACAAGAGUAGAAGCAGGAAGACCAGACAGGAGGUACUGCUGCAGUAUCUAUCAUCCAGGGUGGAAGCUUUAAGAGAAGCAGCAACUGCCAUUGAGCAAGAGAGAGAAAUCCUCCUGGAAAUGAUCCACAGUAUCCAGAACAGCCAGGACAUGAGGCAGAUCAGCGAUGGAGAAAGAGAAGAAUUAAAUCUGACCGCAAACCGUCUGAUGGGACGAACCCUCACUGUUGAAGUUUCAGUGGAAACCAUUAGAAACCCUCAGCAGCAGGAAUCCCUAAAGCACGCCACCAGGAUUAUCGAUGAGGUGGUCAGUAAGUUUCUGAAUGAUUUGGGAAAUGCCAAGAGUCACUUGAUGUCGCUGUACAGUGCGUGUUCCUCUGAGGUGCCGCCUGGGCCAGUUGAUCAGAAGUUUCAAUCCAUAGUCAUUGGCUGUGCACUUGAAGAUCAGAAGAAAAUUAAGAGACGCUUGGAGACUCUGCUUAGAAAUAUUGAAAGCUCCGACAAGGCCAUCAAGCUGCUAGAGCAUUCUAAAGGAGCGGGCUCCCUAGCUCUGCAACAGAAUGCUGACAGCAGAUUUAAUUAGUUUCCAAACCUGAGAGCAAUGAUGUGAAAAUGAUAACAUGCUAUCUUAAGUGAUAACUAGUCCUUUAUGUUAGGCAUAACCACUCAUUUGAUAAAGAAGAUGAAAAUA
Myotis brandtii (Brandt's bat) is the source of this 750-nucleotide messenger RNA. It is a transcript of the gene BAG2, whose product is annotated as BCL2-associated athanogene 2. Lineage: Eukaryota; Metazoa; Chordata; Mammalia; Chiroptera; Vespertilionidae. Gene Ontology annotation, biological process: protein stabilization. The record is from RefSeq and is a predicted model, not a curated record. Gene Ontology annotation, molecular function: adenyl-nucleotide exchange factor activity; protein-folding chaperone binding. The transcript has 4 exons. Bases 1 to 642 code for a protein of 213 amino acids.